AUCACUUUUGUCCCCUCCCAAACCCUAGAAAUCCCUCCUCCACUCAAGAAAGGGAGAGAGAGAGAAGUACGUUCUUCUUCGCCGCUCUCCCUCCAAAUCGCCAUGGUGUCCCUCAAGCUGCAAAAGCGGUUAGCUGCCAGUGUUCUGAAGUGUGGAAAGGGAAAAGUAUGGCUUGAUCCCAAUGAAACCAGUGAAAUCUCCAUGGCCAACUCUAGGCAAAACAUAAGAAAACUGGUGAAGGAUGGCUUUGUGAUAAAAAAGCCAUCGAAGAUCCAUUCACGGUCACGCGCUCGUCGGGCCUUGGAAGCUAAAAGGAAGGGAAGGCAUUCUGGAUAUGGUAAACGUAGGGGUACUAGGGAGGCCAGGCUGCCAACAAAGAUUCUUUGGAUGAGGAGGAUGAGGGUGCUGCGACGGCUGUUGCGCAAAUACAGGGAAGCGAAAAAAAUUGACAAACACAUGUACCAUGACAUGUAUAUGAAGGUUAAGGGUAAUGUUUUUAAGAACAAGCGUGUGCUGAUGGAAAGCAUUCACAAAUCAAAGGCAGAGAAGGCAAGAGAAAAGACCCUGUCUGAUCAGUUUGAGGCCAAGAGAGCCAAGAGCAAGGCAAGCAGGGAAAGGAAGAUAGCUCGGAGGGAAGAACGACUUGCUCAGGGUCCCUCCGCACAACCAGCAGCAGAGGCACCCAAGAGGAAGAAGUGAGCUUGCUCAAGUCCUAACUAAAGACUGAAUUUUGGUUUUGCUGAUGAGCUGGAAGAUACAGGUGGCUGGUGAAAUAGGGAAAUCUAGUAAGUGUUAGGUGUGAAAGAGUGUCGCUUCAUAUUUGCUGAAAUUUUAUCAGCUGGAUUUUUGGACAUCUUUUGUUAAGUUUUGGAACUCAGCUGUUGUCCAUGGUUUUGUUGAACAUCAUACUUUAUCUCGUUAAAUUUAUUUGUUUCUUUGAAGCUAA
Messenger RNA from Nymphaea colorata (pocket water lily), 946 nucleotides. Its product is annotated as 60S ribosomal protein L19-1. Gene Ontology annotation, molecular function: structural constituent of ribosome; RNA binding. The coding region runs from base 103 to 699 and encodes 198 amino acids. NCBI's taxonomy places the organism in Eukaryota, Viridiplantae, Streptophyta, Magnoliopsida, Nymphaeales, Nymphaeaceae. The transcript is spliced from 5 exons. The record is from RefSeq and is a predicted model, not a curated record. Gene Ontology annotation, biological process: translation. Gene Ontology annotation, cellular component: cytosolic large ribosomal subunit; ribosome.